AUGGAAGAAAGAAACACUGCUUUGCUUGCCUGGUUGAAUAAAUACGCCAAAUCUGGUUCAGAAGUAACAUACAUUAACACAUCAUGCUCCUCUGAGAAAUUCAUGAGUGUUUUUAAGUCUUUAGUUCCACAAGAAUUAUAUCCAACAAAAAAUGAUAAUUUAACAUUCAUUUCCAUUGUUAUUUUAUCAAUGAUAAGAGAGCAAGGCUAUUUAAAGGAGAUUCCAAACUAUCUUUCUCAAGAUGAAGGAAAAAAUAAUCAAACAACUUUAUUUUUCCUUUAUGUUUUAUACAGAUUAAAAUUCCCCAACGACAAUGUAGAACUAUCCAAAGCAGAAACAAUGUUCGAAAAGUUCAGAGAUACAAGUAAAACAAAUGAAACUACACCAUUUAACUUUGAAGCACUUCAAAAGCAAUUAGAAGAGCAAAAUUCGGAAGUUCAACAGCAUAUUGACAUAUACCAACAAAAAUGUCAAGAAUUACAAACACAAUACGAUGAAAUCGAGAAAAAUGUUCUCGCAAAGUAUCAAUCCAAGCUUGAAUCUGAAAUGCAUGAAGCUGCAGAAGCAGAAAAAGCGCAUAGAAACCUUUUAAUUGAAAAAGAAAAGUUAGAAGAGCAAUUAUCAAAAUUCAAAGAAGAUAGACAACGUCUUGAGGACAAAUACAAAGAAAUACAAGAAAUAGAAGACGAAAAUAAGAAAUUAAAAGAAGAAUAUGAAGCUUUAGAAGCAAAGAACAAAGAUUUCCUCUCAAAGGAAAGCGAAAUGAAAUUAUCUAGUCUAAGUAAGAUCAAAUACGAAGAACAGAUUGCAGAAACAUCAAGAGAAAUUAAAGAAUUAAUUCAUUCCAAAGAAAUGCUUAAACUUGACGAAAUUCCUGAAGACGAUGCUGCCCUACAAAAGCUCCUGAAUGAAAUAGAUGCUCUUGAAGAAAAAGUAAAGAAAACAGAACCAGAAACAAUAAUUGCAAAAUGGAAAUCCAAAAUUCAAGCGGAAAUUAAUAAAGCCAAAGAUGCAGCAGAGAAGACAAGGCUUAUUAUUGAACUUGGCGAAUCAUUACAAUAA
This is a messenger RNA of Trichomonas vaginalis G3, 1062 nucleotides long. RefSeq lists its product as uncharacterized. The record is from RefSeq and is a predicted model, not a curated record. The coding region runs from base 1 to 1062 and encodes 353 amino acids. The transcript has a single exon. NCBI's taxonomy places the organism in Eukaryota, Parabasalia, Trichomonadida, Trichomonadidae.